AUGGCCGCACCACAGGCGAUCCCCUCUUUCAAAGAGCGUAUCUCUUCCGGGCAGCUCGUCAAGCCCUCGCAGGACAUGCGGCGGAUCCGCUGGAAGCCAUUCGGGCCACUCGCAGACUCCGUCUACGUCGCCGAGGAUCCCAGCGACGAAUCCUCGCCUCAGAAAAGCUACCAGACGGGCCCGGCCAGCUUCCACCCGAUCUCCGCCUCGCCCCUGACAGAGCCGCCCGUCUCGUCCAUCACCGUGGCCCAGUCCGACCUCGAGGGCUGGGAGGAGGAGUGGGUCGAGGAGCACGUCCCCCACGCAGACGACGAGCAGGCCGUCUGGGUCGAUCUCACCCCGGGUAUUAGUACUGGGGCGGGAGAGGAGGAUGCAGAUGCAGGUGGUGAUGAUGGCGAGGGCCGGAGGCUCAUGCGCUGCUGCGGCACGAGCAGGCCCGUCGUGCCGCCUGCGCUCACGGUCACGCCAACGGCAUCGCAGCCGUUCGUCACGGUCCACGACUAUAUCACGGCGGUGCACUACUGGCUGCACACCAUCAGGGGGAGCAUCCUCGAGGCCAAGGGGGUUCACGAGGGCCAGCCCCUGCCGGAGAACACACAGUUCCACGAGAUAAUUAUCCCGGACCUGACCUUGGUCAUGCUGAAACAGCGCGAGCCGGAUGCGUCGCCGUCUUCUUGGAGUGUCGACCCGUUGACGCGUGUCUUUCAACAGAUCGCUGCUGGACAGACGCCGACGCCCAUGUCGCUUGAGGGCUUCUCGGAGGAGUACCUUAGGGGGCUCCGCGAGGACAGUCUCGCCAUCCAACGGGCGAGAAUGGCUUGGAGUGUGCGGGCCAUUUCAAAGGAAAUUUAG
Messenger RNA from Diaporthe batatas, 852 nucleotides. RefSeq lists its product as uncharacterized. The transcript has 2 exons. NCBI's taxonomy places the organism in Eukaryota, Fungi, Ascomycota, Sordariomycetes, Diaporthales, Diaporthaceae. Bases 1 to 852 code for a protein of 283 amino acids. The record is from RefSeq and is a predicted model, not a curated record.